Messenger RNA from Andrographis paniculata, 1008 nucleotides. RefSeq lists its product as uncharacterized. NCBI's taxonomy places the organism in Eukaryota, Viridiplantae, Streptophyta, Magnoliopsida, Lamiales, Acanthaceae. Gene Ontology annotation, molecular function: hydro-lyase activity. The record is from RefSeq and is a predicted model, not a curated record. Gene Ontology annotation, biological process: fatty acid biosynthetic process. The transcript is spliced from 4 exons. Bases 84 to 770 code for a protein of 228 amino acids.
ACAUUUCCGCUCUUCUGUUUUCAAUACUAUUUCUGUAUUUCUUUUCUCCCUCGCCUUCCCAAAAUCCUCACUCAUAAUUUCCGAUGGCGUCCGCCGUAUUCUCGCAUUCCCUGUUCUCCGCUCACCACCCUUCGUCUCCGGGAACGAACGCCUCCAAGGCGCUGCCAAUCUCCGUUUCUGUUAAGCAGUUGCCUUUUAGCAUCGCAAAAUCCGACGCCGUUUCGACCAAUGCGCCGAGAAGCUUUGCCGUUUACUCGACCUCCGCCGGCGAAGGAAAUAGCAACUUCUCUUCCGAAACGCCGAUUGAAUUGAAGUAUUCUGCAUUUCCCACCGUCAUGGAUAUCAAUCAGAUUCGAGAAAUUUUACCUCACCGGUUUCCUUUCCUGCUGGUGGACAGAGUGAUUGAAUAUAAUCCAGGGGUGUCAGUCGUGGGCAUCAAGAAUGUGACCAUCAACGAUAAUUUCUUUCCCGGCCACUUUCCGGAGAGGCCAAUAAUGCCUGGUGUACUCAUGGUUGAGGCCAUGGCCCAAGUCGGCGGUUUGAUUAUGCUACAACCCGAAGUUGGAGGCUCGCGCGAGAAUUUCUUCUUUGCUGGAGUUGACAAAGUAAGAUUCAGGAAGCCUGUAAUCGCGGGAGACACCUUAGUGAUGAGAAUGAACCUCGUCAAGCUGCAAAAGCGCUUCGGAAUAGCCAAGAUGGAAGGCAAAGCAUAUGUUGGCAGCGAUCUUGUAUGCGAAGGUGAAUUCUUAAUGGCCAUGGGAAGUGAAUGAUCCAUGACCAUGCCUAAAUUUUUAACAGUAAUGCUUCUCUGAUUAAUAAUCAUAAUUUACCAUUGGUUCAAGUUUUCUCUGACUUGUAUAUUCUGUUCUUCGAGCUAAUCUUUUUCGAGUCCCUUGUUGUGUUUCUUUAGGAAAUACUAAUGUUUAUUGCAUUGUUCGAUUUAUUUCUCACUUAUUUUUUCCAGAUGUUCUUCAAAGCUACAUUUUUGUCAUCUAUAUAUAGACAUUA